Messenger RNA from Alternaria rosae, 1077 nucleotides. RefSeq lists its product as uncharacterized. Lineage: Eukaryota; Fungi; Ascomycota; Dothideomycetes; Pleosporales; Pleosporaceae. The record is from RefSeq and is a predicted model, not a curated record. The annotation marks the transcript as partial. The transcript is spliced from 3 exons.
AUGACUUCAACUUUGGUCAGUAGCCGGGGGCCCAAAGCUUCCGAUUGGGCGAAGAUGAAGCCGUACAUUGCGGAGCUGUACAAGGUGCGACAGCUUCCAUUGAAGGCAGUCAUGAAGGAAAUAGAAGACAAGUAUGCUUUCAUCGCCAAAGAAGCAGAUUAUCGAACCAGGAUCAGAAGAUGGGGUGCCGCAGAUGCGUCAUGGAAGAAGAAUGGAAGUAGCGACGUUAGCGAAGCAAUCGCGACUACGCUCCUUCGCUACGCACAAUCCGGCUACGAGAUCGAACUUUACAGAUGGGGGGAGCUGCUUCCGGAGAGAGAAGUUCACCGGAUCAAGAAUCAGAGUCACGUACCUCUCCUCAAGCUGUUCAAUGCAAGCCCUCCAGAGCUACCGAAGGGAUACGUCCUUCGCCCUCAGCUCAAAGACCGUGUCGAAGACCUCACAAUCGAUCUGCCUUUUUUGACUCUAGAACGUUGUAUCUACGAGCGUUUCACCCCAAUUUGCCCCACGCCUAUGCUGGGCAGCACCGACAUGCUUGAGUUGCGAGACUAUAUUCGCGUUCAACGAGGACUCCCCUUGCUCCAGGUUUCGAACGAAGCGUUGUACGAGCGACUUAUGUCGAAGACAUCGGCAUUGCGCUCGAUUCUUCCAUGUACAGAGGGCCGAAUUGGUGACACCGGCUCUGACUCGAUUCCAAGUAUGCGCAUGGGCGUCCACAUGUCGGAUCUGCACCGCCAUCUUCUGUGCGCACUCGGCAACAAUCUGGCUGGCCUUGGGAAUAUCUCUGGUCAACAGCUCUACCACCUUUUGAGAAUGGUAAGCGACGAGCAUGUUAUCGUGAAGCUUCUGUCCGAAGGAGGGCACUUAAGAUUACCGAUAACUCAGCAACUAUUAAGAGCUUGCAUCGAGGUUGGCAAUGCGUCCAUGGUGGACACGAUUCUGUCGAUGAGAAUGUUGCAGGUUCACAUUAACGAGCUGACUUGCGAAGUGGAUGGGGAGCCUUACACAGCUUUAGAGCGCGCUUCGAUGCUAAGGAACAAAGCUCUGGUCGACGUCAUGCUCCGUCAUGGUGCAGAU